Colletotrichum acutatum is the source of this 882-nucleotide messenger RNA. RefSeq lists its product as uncharacterized. NCBI's taxonomy places the organism in Eukaryota, Fungi, Ascomycota, Sordariomycetes, Glomerellales, Glomerellaceae. The transcript has 4 exons. The annotation marks the transcript as partial. The record is from RefSeq and is a predicted model, not a curated record.
GUACUGGCGGCGUUUACCAUUACUGCUUUCUUCACUCUCUGCUUGUCAAUAUACUGCUUCAUCGUGGGCCGUACCAACGAAGAGCGACAGACGUUCAACCCAGUCGACCGUUUUGGCGUCAGCCCUGACUUACAAUCUCUCAUCGCCUACGAUCUCGUCAAUACCUUUAGCGAUCUUCAGCUUGUGACGGGCCUCGCCAUCUUAGUUGCCGGAUUCACAGAGCUAGCGCAACGGGAGAUCUCGGUCUACCAUUUUCUCAUUAUCACUGACCUCGCAUGGUUCUGCACCAACUCUCAUCUCCUAUCGCUUGUAGUCACUCGAAGAAUGAGAGAUAGCGUCAAGAGAACGCAUCCGCAUCGUUACAAUCACGAGCAAACCGAACUUGCUGCGCGUCUAAGUCGCGCCUUACGAAUCUUUUUCAUGGUCUCCACAUUUGCCUUCCUUGUCUUCGCAUUCUGGGCUACUGGGUUCGAGUUGGUCUAUGCCUACAUGAGCUGCCCGAUGGACUGCAUGUUAAUCUUCCUCACUUGGCGCACUGGUCGUAUCUACUGGAUGGACCACAUUAGAAGCUUCCUUGUUGAUAGGCAAGGCCAGCCAGUCAACGUUUUGAACCCAGAAAUGGUUUUCAAGCGAUGGACAGAAAACAAAGUGUUGAAGGCGCUGAAAGCAUUGCCUUUGGCCUUGUGGUACUUUCUCGCGUCUGAAACAGGGAUGCUGCUUGGACUGACUGGUUACUUCAUAUAUGGGGUAUGCCAACUUGUUCCACUCUUCUUACUCAUCAUUCCCUUCAUGGGCAUCUUUGAGUCUUAUGCUCGACACUCGAAGGCAGUCAAGGAGUGUGAAGCCAAGGAGCUGGAAAGUCGUACAUCAGAGGGAUCUUGA